CCGGUAGCAAGUGGACAAGCUAGCUAGUGCUAGAGGUAGGUCACCAAAGCAUAUUUUAGAAAGACGGACAAUAAUUACACAUUCUUAUAAUGGUGUGAAAACCGAGCUGUCUGCGUAGGCGAAUUGGUGAGCUGCAUGUGUCUGCUUGCGCAAAGCUGAUGAUCCAGACACAUUUGGUGAGCUCUGUAGGCUGUUUGUUGUCUAGAGGGUGAGGAACACACUGCAACAAUGCCUGAGUCUUCAGUAGAAAUCAAGGACAUCUGCAGUUCUUCCAGAUACAGAAUGUCUCCUUUGAGGCAGCUCUGCCAACAAUCUGUGCUCACUCUGCCAACGUCCAAACACCCCUACAACGAGCCAAGUGCCUUCUGCACUGAGGAGAACAUGUCAGAAUGCCUCUGCUACAUCAAUCAGGAGAUGUCCUCGCUGGGACUGCCGUCGGUGGGCGUUGAGUCGAAGGGGGGCUGUAAGCUGAACAACGUUGCCGUGCUGAACAGCAUGUAUGACCUGCUUCGGCUGCACCGGCGGAGCCUGCGAGCUGUGGAGGACUUGGAAGUGGAGCAGCUCAAGGCCAGCAGCAACAUGGACUAUCUGCAGCACAGCUACGCCAGGUUGAAGGAUCAACUUGAACUGUGUAGAAGGGAGAACACUGGACUGCUUGAGAGAGAGCGCCAACUACAGUUGAAAGUGAAGAGCUUGCAGAACUGCCUGAAGAAUGAAAAAGAAGAGGUGCAGAAACAUCAGAACAUAAUCGCUAGUCGAGCCACUCAAUACAACCAUGACAUGAAGAGAAAAGAGAGAGAGUUCAGUAAACUGAAAGAGCGCCUGAAUCAACUUCUGAUCGACAAAAAAGAGAAGAAGCAAGCCAUUGAAGUAUUAAACUACAUUGGACGAUCUGAUGGGAAAAGAAGCCUUUGGAAAACGGGUAAAACCGAGGGAAGGCACGAGGGUGAUAUGUACAAGACCCUUCUGAAUGACUACGACAGCCGCCAGAAGGAUCUGGUGGGGGAGAAUGCAGAGCUGAAGAAAGUCUUACAACAGAUGAAGAGGGAGAUGGUGUCCAUUUUAAGCCAGAGGAAACAGACCUUCAGAGACCAGAAACCCGAUGAAAAUCAUGAACAGGCUCAACCUCACCUCAUGUCGCAGGCUGGCUCAGAGGAGGAGGAGGAGGUAUUCGACUCUAGCAGGGAGAACCUGGAGCUGUCCUGUGAGCGGGCACGGGAGAAACUCACCAACAGCAUCCGUCUGCAGUGGAGGAGACUCAAGAGCCACAUGGAGAGACUCGACAGCCAAGCGUCCUUGGUCGGAGAUAGAGCCAACAUGGACACCAUCCCCAGAGAGGCUCACGAGGAGGAGAUGCACAGUUUGAAACUGGAGAUUCAGCAGUGCAAAGACUUCAUCCGCACACAGCAGCAGCUCUUGCAGCAACAGUUGAGCACGCCGUGUGACGAGGAGACGUCAGCCCUGCUCAACGACUGCUACAUGCUGGAGGAGAAGGAGCGCCUCAAACAGGAGUGGAGGGCCUUCGAAGAACAGAGGAAGAACUUUGAGACUGAGAGGAGGAACUUCACGGAGGCAGCAAUUAGACUUGGCCAUGAGAGACAAACCUUUGAGGAGGAUCGUGCCUCGUGGCUCAAACACCAGUUUUUGAACUUGACUCCCUUUGCUGACCAAAAGAAAUCUCAGAUGUCAAAGUCUCAAAAUGCCUUGUCAGUCUGUACUGAGCCCGAGGCUAAAACUGUGUCAACAGUUCAACUGGAUAAGUCACUAACCCACACAACUUCCUCAACACCUAGAGCUUCCCAAAUGAAAAUGCCAUCCACAGCCAGCCUGCAAAGUACAAUACGCCUUAUCCCAGAAAACAGUCCAAGCACAGUCCAACCAAAGAGAGGGAGCCUGCAGGAAUUGGGCAUUGUCUUAAAUGGGGAUGUCACCUUCCAGCACAGGAACCUGAAUGGAGAGGAAACCUUCAGAGGAGAGAUAAACUGUUCCAUUUAAAGCCACAAAUUUGCAUCAUGGAUAUUUUGUUUGACAAUCCAUGGUUUAUUGUAUGACAUAUUGAGAGACACAUCUGUAUGGAAAUGCCAAACAAAAUUUGUUUGUCUGUAGAAUUUCUGAAACUGUUUUUAUGUUUUUAAAAUAUUAAUUGAGAAACCUGGUCAAUUGGGUUUUUGGUACCAUAUUGAGCAGUGUUUGUUUGCUGCUGUGUGAUUGUGUAAAUGAAUGAGAGAAAAAGAUUAUGGAUUGUAAUGUUUUGUUGCUAGAUUAUAUUUCUAUGUUUAGGAAUUGUGUUUAUUGUCAUUGUAUGUAGUAUUGCACUGUUUCUUGCAGUGUAGUCUAGUUUUUUAUUGAUGAAUGUCUUGUGUAAGAGCUGAGAAGAAACAGUCAGACUGAUGUAAAUUAUUUUCUUUCUUGAAACAUGACAUUGUUUUAGAAUGUACUUUUAGAAAUAUGCUGCUGUUACACUGAAUGCAAUUACAUAAGUGUAGUUCUUGAAAAUUAAUGUUAAAAUGUAUUUUUCCAGAUUGGAUUGUGUUGAAACCGAAUAGUGAAAAAUGAACUUGAGGUGUUGUGUGGCCGAGGACAGAUCUUUCUAAAAGUUAAGUGAGUAGGUAUGGUAGAAUGAUUAUUUUUUACUCAAACUCAUGAAUGUUUAUGGUUUCUUUGUGGUUUUCCUUUAUUUUGCAUUCUGCCGAUAGAGGAAAAGAAACAUAAGAACUCUAGAGACUUUCAAGUUUUUUAAACGUUCUCAAAAUUUAUUUCAACUUAACUGAUCAAGCAUGAAACAUAUAAGGAUACAUCCCGACACCUUUAAAUUAAAACUCAGCUGUUAAGAGCUUUUAUGUUUCUGCUCCGCCAGGGCACUAAGCACACUCAGCAGUACAACGACAG
Messenger RNA from Osmerus eperlanus (European smelt), 2889 nucleotides. RefSeq names its product afadin- and alpha-actinin-binding protein-like. Gene Ontology annotation, biological process: intraciliary transport involved in cilium assembly. The transcript has 14 exons. Bases 229 to 1995 code for a protein of 588 amino acids. Gene Ontology annotation, cellular component: ciliary basal body; centriolar satellite. Lineage: Eukaryota; Metazoa; Chordata; Actinopteri; Osmeriformes; Osmeridae. The record is from RefSeq and is a predicted model, not a curated record.